UUAAUCAGUAUACAUAACAUACAACUACUCUGAAUAACAAGUAUAAACAAAGAACAACGGUUCAUUGAGAAGAUGUAUUGGACACUUACAUUGUUUUUUGCUUCGAGUCUCAAUGCGUGUGUUGUUGCUGUCGAGCAAGAAUCAAGCAAGGCGAACGAUUACCUUACUGAGAAGUGGGGAAAGUGGUUUGAUUGUGAUGAUUUCAAUCACGAUGGAAUACUUUCAAUGGAAGAUCCUAAGAUAUUUGAGGAACGUUAUAGAGCUCUUGAAAAUCUGAGCGAUAAGCAAUUGAAGACGAUUAUUGACAAAAUGAAUAGACUAUGGAACGCCUUUUUCUUUACAAACAAGACAGAAAUGUCCAAAGAUGACUUUAUAAACAUGAUGAAACAAAGAUUUGAAUCCAACACGACUGCAUUUAAUGAGAUGGUGCGUGCGUUUUUAUCAGAAUGGUGCGAAGUGAUAGACAUAAAUGGAGACACAUUCCUUUCAGAAGAAGAAUUCCUUUUAAACUUUGCUGCUGAAAAACAUACAAAUAUCCCACAAAAUAAGCAGCUUUUCUACAUGAUGAAGCCUUUAAAUGGGCGUGUUCCAAAUGUCGAUAUCAUAACAUAUUAUUUACGCUUUGCAACUGAGCCGGAUAUGGCAAAACAGGACAUAAUUGUUGAUGCAAUAAAUUCUGGUGUUUGAAAUAAUAUUAGUUCCUUGAAAUAUUCGAUGAGACUUAUUUGAAAAAAAAUGGUAAUAAAUCGUGUAUUCUCACACCAGAAUAUAAGCGUCCUUAUAAUUACGAGAAAAAUAUUAUUAAAACAUUUCUAUUUUAGGCUGUUAUAAAGCCCCGACAAAUCAAAAAGAAGUGCUAACAUAAUUUAUAAAUAAGAGUAGCAAAUGGAAACAAAAACAUCAAUAAAAAUCAACAAAGAUAAAAAAAAAUAAUAUAAAUAAAAUAUAUCAAAAGAAAAUAAACACAAUAAACAUAAAUGCACACUUAUUCAAAUAUUCGCAGUACACCGCAUUGUUUUGGUUGUUACUGUGGUUAAUAUAUAUGUUUGACUUUAACCAUGACUUUACAUACCAUUAUUUUCCAUCCUGAUAAAGCCUUGCAUCUCUCUUUCCUUUCUACAAUAUUGGCGUUUAUUUUUUUUUUCAGACUCUGUCCUAAUUUGGAG
Ruditapes philippinarum (Manila clam) is the source of this 1166-nucleotide messenger RNA. RefSeq names its product sarcoplasmic calcium-binding protein-like. Bases 73 to 687 code for a protein of 204 amino acids. The record is from RefSeq and is a predicted model, not a curated record. The transcript is spliced from 4 exons. NCBI's taxonomy places the organism in Eukaryota, Metazoa, Mollusca, Bivalvia, Venerida, Veneridae.